Ornithodoros turicata is the source of this 3833-nucleotide messenger RNA. RefSeq lists its product as uncharacterized. The record is from RefSeq and is a predicted model, not a curated record. Bases 436 to 2652 code for a protein of 738 amino acids. The transcript has 13 exons. Lineage: Eukaryota; Metazoa; Arthropoda; Arachnida; Ixodida; Argasidae. Gene Ontology annotation, cellular component: cytosol. Gene Ontology annotation, biological process: cell migration; cortical actin cytoskeleton organization; regulation of cell shape. Gene Ontology annotation, molecular function: small GTPase binding; actin filament binding.
CUGAAGAAGAGCGUCACGAAUAUUCACAUUGAAACCUGAUUCCGAUCGUGCCGUGUUGAUCGGUGCUGUCGUCUGCGAGACACUGUACGUGUGUCGUCUGCUUUCACUGAUUUUGGGUGUCUGCUACGUUGGCUGCGUGACUACUGCAUUUUCCUCUAAUCCUGCAACUCGCUCAAAGGACUGCAAGUCACGAAGCUUUAUUUGAAAUGAAAAUAAUCUUGAGACUAAGCGCAUGUGAAGCUCCCUCAGCAGUUUGAAUGACUCGACUCAGCUUGGAUCGUGGACGAAGGCGAUAGCAAACGCGGUGCUGGUGCGUUCGCAGAAGACAUUCGUGCCGGGUGCUGCGUGUGUGUGGAUUGUCUUGGUGUUGCUCGGUGCCGUGUGUGGAGGUUGACGUUUCUAUUACGUGUGGAUUGCAAAGGCUGUGGAUGAGGUAUGUCUUGCUCGAUCUGGUGGAAGAGACUCGCCUGGAGGAGACCCAUAGCGCCUGGGGUGUACUGCAGGGAGUGCCCCGGCGGCAGGAUGCUGCCCCCGGGCCAUCGGGCCAAUGAAGGCCCUGGCGGAUUUCACGACCCUGUGGAACCUAAGAACGCAUGGGAACUACGCUUUGCGUACAAGACCAAUCCUCGCCCUCCGUACCUGACGGCGACCGAUUACGUCUUCUACUUGAAGCGCCAAUCGCGGAAGGGCCGCGGUGAACGGACGUCACCAGUGAGUCACGAAGACGCCAUGGUGGAACUCACAAACUUCACCGAACUCAUGAGGCGGCUCAAGGAAGACCUCAGAUCAUCGUACAGCAGUUUCGUGGAAGAAUUCGUGAGCGAACCCAACGAUGGAGUGACGCUGUUGCUGGACCUGCUCAAGUCUUACCGGAAGUCCAGUCAAGAUGGCUGUGCCACCCUCCGACCAAGUCACCAACAGCAACUCAAGAAGAAAAUAGCGGAGGAGCAAGACUGCCUGCAGUGUCUCUUGUAUUCUUUGCGUUGUCAGAAGUCCCUGCCGAAAAUCAUCAACCACAGCACAGGACUAUGUACCAUAGCGUCCAGCAUCAUGUCAUCAUGUACCAAGUCCCGAAAGCUGGCCCUGGAGCUCUUGGCGAAGACGUGCGACGAGCAUCCUGCAGGCCACUCCAAAGUCAUCGAAGCCAUGUCUUCAGUGCGCCUCAUCUACGGGGAACCUGUACGCUUCAAAUUCCUGGUUUCUAUGCUUCAGAGCGGAGGAAAAAUGAUACCAGGAUUCGAGUGGGCUGCUAUGUACUUCUUCAACGUCCUCUUGUCGAACAGCAAGGGACCUUCUGAGCGGAUAAGGCUGCAGAGUGAACUUGAAGAGGCUGGAUUCGAUAUCAGCAUUCUGGAAAAGAACCUUCGAGAAAAGAGCGUUCCGUCGACCGACAGCGUGUGGGACGAAAUCACUCGGUGGAAGCGGACAUACUUGGACGUCGGCACGGCCAUAAACGAGCAGAAACGCGUCGGAAACGAAAACGGGAAGCUCAAGACAGAGGUGGAGCUGUUGCGGCGAGCGCUGAAGAAGAUGGAAGAGGACAAAAUUAACCUCAUGCAGAUCGAACGCGACCUCAAAGAAAAGUGCGAGGACCUGCAACAAGAAGUACUGUCCCUCAAGAAGGUCAUUGAAGAACCCAAGUCGUCGUCGAAGACCUCUGACGCAGAAGACAGCGACCAGAGCGACGCACAGGCAACAGAUUCAGGACGUUCUAGUUUUCUAGAGUACUCCACCGAAAUCGAACAGCCCACCUCCGACGAGGUCAUCAUCGACAUCCCAACGAUACGGCCUCCCGCCGGAUUCCAGUCGGACUUCGACGAAAUGCUCGUGGACGAACCGCGCGGGCCACUCCAGAUCUCGCCCGCAGUCGCUCCGCAAGCCUGUCACCUCACCAGCACCCCAACCGUACCUUACACCGGCUUCUCUCCUCGGACGGACGACAUCGAGUGGAACUACCCGGCCCUACCAGAGAUGAAGGUCAUCCGAAAGAGCAGCAGGGCCGACGAGAAACCUCGGGUCAUUGGAGUCCACCGUUUCGACUCGGCGGCUCGCAGAAGAAGCAAGUCUGAGGACAGAAGAAGACUAAACAAUUCCUCAACGUACCUAAACAAUUCUCCCAUUAACCUGAACGGCUCUACGCUAAACCUCAACAGUUCUUCGCUGCUCAACAACACCUCAAUGCACGUCACCAGUCAGCAGGAAUCAACUCACGAGAUCAUCAGCAACGGUAUCUUGCAGGACCGCAACGGUUCAUCUACGGAGUGUUCCCCGCCGCUGAAGUUCGAAGAUACGUCCGGGUUUAUUUUGAGAAAGCCGUGUGCGUCUAUAAACAACAACAACAACACUGCCAAGAAGACAGUAACGUCAACGAUGCCACGCAAUGUACACCGGGUGAGCAAUUCCAUUGACAAUGAUGACAGCGAUGAUUGGGAAGUUCCUGAGGACCACCAGCAGAGGUCUCUGAAUUCGUCGUUCCCAAUGGCGUUUUCGUACAAGACCAACUUUAUUUUGAAAGGACACGGGAACUGCGGGAUGUACUCCAACAAGAAGAAAGCUGAACGCAGUGCUGAAUCACCCCCGGCUGAUUCGGUUAGUGCUGAAGUUCACCGCGAAAUCACGGAUGCUGUGCGACAGAUCAGUGGCUGGCUCUAGUUACAAACGUUCCCGGUGUGGUGACGUGUUCUUUAUUAUUAUUGUUCUUGCCGAGUAUACAUUUGAUCCGACUUAGCAUCGACAUCACCACUUCGCAUGGCUCGGCGACUUAAUGCAGAUUGUGGUACGUGUCUGUUUACACCGACGUUCUUCCGUUUUCUGAAUGGGUGAUGUCAUCGGACAAAGCGACCCACAGGGUACGUGUGUACGUUGUUCGAACGUGAACUUGCCACUGCAGCGUCACUCGUGGCUGCUGGUAGAAGCGCCGGUAUGCUUCUCAACGCAUGCGCGGUCGCGGACACCUGUGGACACCUCUCGCAUUCCCCACUUGAAGCAGUCAGGACACGAUGCGAUGAGUGGCGUAAGAUUGCAAGAUGUUCAUUUUUUAGGGCGUGUCAAGCUCACUUCAAAAAUAUGCAUUAGUAUAUACCGCCGAGUUUCGGUUGUAGGCCUCGUGCUGCGUGAAUGGCCUCGCUGAGCGUGGAGCUGAGCUCUUUUCAUCAACAUGGAUUUUGGGUCAGACUGCUUUAUUUCUUCCUUGUAUUCUAAUGGAUAUAACAUCGACAAAAGACCAUAAUUACCGCGUUAUUGGCCAUCCGAAGCGAGCUUGUGUUCCCCAAUGUCCAGACAUGCCUGUCAACUUGUGAGUUGCGAGUAUCAGCUUCACAACAUUGAAUGAUGACCCGGUGCAAACAGAGUGAACAGCUGCAUAACAAGGAAAUGUUGUUCUGUCUCUUCCGUUAGAUUUUUUGUUCUUCUGGGGUUCGUAAAUUGUAAAAAAAAAAAAUUUAAAUUCAGUCACGGGUCGUGACAAGCUCCUGGCUGGCUUACCAGUGCACACUAUAGUUCAGCCUGUAAUGCGUAAUGCUAAGGUGAAUGUGCGAAUUUAUCAACCCUUCAGAACAACAGCACGUAACUUUUGAAGUGUAACGUUUUCCUGUUCGCGAAACCUCUCUUUAUUGUCGAAUUUUCGUAUGCAAGCCUCUAAGCAGAACUGCGCCACGUAAUAAUAGAGUGUACAUAGGUAAACGCAAGCAAUAUGCGCUGUACAAAGGACCCAAAUUAUUUACAGGAUGACACAGAACAUGAUCCUUUUGAUUCUGGUUUGGUGUGGGAACCUGGGCUGUCCCGGCAACAAUGGGUUUCUUGCCGGUCGACUUGGGGUUUGGUGUUACGCGGGC